AUGGCGGCCGUCGCACCUCAGGGCAAUCCGGCCGCUGCACCGCCCUUCGCGCCCUACACCUACAUCCAGUGCCCCUGCUCCGACACGCAGACCGCGGCCGACCCGACGACCGCUUCCGGCCCGGGCCAGGCCGCCGGCGACGUGCCGGGCGGCGACGACGACGAAGACGACGAUAGGACGUUCGACCCGCGCGCCCCGCGCUCCAACUACAGCCUCUACCCGCUCGAGUACCUGCUCUACUGCGAGGACUGCCACCAGAUCCGCUGCCCGCGCUGCAUCGCCGAGGAGAUUGUGACAUACUACUGCCCCAAUUGCCAGUUCGAGGUGCCCACGAGCAACAUUAAGAGUGAGGGCAACAGGUGCACGCGCAGCUGCUUCCAGUGCCCCAUCUGCAUCGGCCCCCUGUCCGUCACCAGCCUCGAGGCCCCUCCCAACCCAAACCUCCUCGCCGCCGACAAUGUCCCUUCCCACCCCAGCGGCGGCCCUAAUGGCGGGCCGUACGUGCUCUCCUGCCUCUACUGCCACUGGAGCUCCACCGAGAUCGGCAUCAAGUUUGACAAGCCCAACGGCAUCUACACCCAGCUGACCAAGAUCCGCAACGGCGGCCGCCCGCGCCUGACCCCGCGCGAGCGCAAGGACCGGCGCAAGGAGAUGGUGUCCUCGAACCUCGGCGCCCCGAUGCUACUGGAAGAGGACCUCCCGUCAAACGGCCUGGCCUCCGUCGCCGAGGAGGAGGUGUCCCCCACCAUCACCGAACAGCCCUCUACCUCUGCGGGCAACGCAACCUCCUCCUCCCCAAACAACAACAACAAAAACGACGAUGCCGACCUCGACAUCGAGACCCAGUUUGUCAACCUCAAGGCCUUCUACCAGAACCAGCUCUCCGAGACCAGCGUCGCCGGCGCCUCGGGCCUUGCCGCCCUGGGCGACCUCGGCCUCUCCUCCCCGGGCUCCCUCUCGCGCAUCAUGAGCCUCUACACCGGCGGCGGCCUGCACGACAAGAAGUCCAAGGCCCGCGCCAGCGCCAUGCGCGAGGCACUCGAAGCCGACGAGGGGCUCCGGCUCGCCGACCUGGACGAGGACGACGCCGCGAUCGCCCGCCUCAUGCGCCAGGAGGGCGAGGGCGAGGGCGAGGGCGAGGGCGGCGGCUGGCACGCCACGGCGUCCCGCAGCCUCCAGGACGCGCAGGUGCCCAACCUCUGCGAGCCGCACCUCCACGGCUCCGCGCGGUUCCUCGACGAGCUGCGGCCCGUGCCCUACCUCCUGCGCACCAAGCGCUCCAAGCGCUGCCCCGUCUGCCGGCACAUCAUCUCCAAGCCCGAGGCCAAGGUCGGGUCGACGCGGUUUCGCAUCCGCCUCGUCGCGGGGUCCUACAUCCCCAGGAUGUCCAUCCGUCCCCUCAACCACAGCAGCAACAACAGCUCAUCUACACCCACCACCGCAGCAACGACAACAUCGCCGCCGGGCCUCCUGGCCCCGCUCAAGCCAGUGCAGUACCUCCUCACCUUCAAGAACCCCAUCUUCGAGCCCGUCCGGGUCACCCUCGCCACGCCCGCCACGACGCCCGGCCGCUUCGCCAGCAAGGUGACGGUGCUGUGCCCGCAGUUCGAGAUCGACGCCAACACGGACGUCUGGGACGAGGCCCUCAAGGAAGGGGACCGCGACGGCAGCCGCCGCCGCCGCAGGAACGAGGACGGCGGCGCGCAGCACCAGGCCGAGGCCGGCAAGAUCUGGGAGCGCGGGCGGAACUGGGUCAGCAUCGUGGUCGAGGUGGUUCCCGCGUCGCUGCGCUUCGACACCCUGGCGCUGCUGAAGGACCAGGGCCGGGACGACGUGGAUACCAGCCCGCUCAAGGAGGACGAGGACAUCCUCGAGAUCCCCAUGUUUGUCCGCAUCGAGUGGGAGGCCGAUCCGACGCACGACGACGUCGGCCUGGCCGCUGGCAAGGACAAGGACCUCAAGGAGAAACGGGAGCUGGCUUAUUGGAGCGUGCUGGGCAUCGGGCGAAUCAGUCAGGAUUAA
Thyridium curvatum is the source of this 2022-nucleotide messenger RNA. RefSeq lists its product as uncharacterized. NCBI's taxonomy places the organism in Eukaryota, Fungi, Ascomycota, Sordariomycetes, Thyridiales, Thyridiaceae. The transcript is spliced from 2 exons. Bases 1 to 2022 code for a protein of 673 amino acids. The record is from RefSeq and is a predicted model, not a curated record. Gene Ontology annotation, cellular component: dynactin complex.